ACACACACUCACACACUCACACACACACGCCUCACAAGCUUCACGCGCAGAGCUCUCCACAGCGCUCCACAGUCAGAGUGAGUCCCGCCAGUGUGCGGGUCGGAUGCAGGGAUAGUGAUACACCUGUUGUUGCUGUUAUUCCAGGCGUUUUAUCUGUUUGGGGAAGAAGACCCUCUGCGGUCUACCUAUCUGUGUGCUCGAGCCUAGUAGAGCGCGAGGCUCUGGAGGACGGGAUAGUCCGGAGCUGCAUGCAGCAGCAGGAGCAGCAGCGGCGGCAGCGCGAGGGGACGAGUUGACACCGGUUAUGCACGCGGAGGAAGGCUUACGGAGGACCUCUAUGGUUUAGGAUUAGAAGAUGCGCUUCUCCCGGUAAAGGAUGCGCGCGCGAAGUGUCUGUUUCCGCGUGUCCUAAAGACAAAAAGAAAGAAAGGGGCGCCCCGAGCAGUUGGCUUUUCUUCGGACGCGCUCGUGCUCUGGGAUGGAUUGGUAAGAAGGACGGACGCGCGCGCGGACACCAUGAAGUCCAUCUUCUACAGCCGCUUCUUCAUCCUACUGCCCUGGGUCCUCAUCGUCAUCAUCGUGAUGGACAUCGACACCAAGCGCUCGUCGGUCCGCAGCACGGCCGGAUCCUACCUGGCGCGGCUCGGGGACGCGCAGCGGCGCGGGGAGAAACCGGCGCACGCGGCUCCCUCCGCCGCGAACCGCACGGUGCUGCCGCCGCCGCCGCCGCCCCCGCUCAUCUACGCCGUCACGCCCACGUAUAGCCGGGCGGUGCAGAAAGCCGAGCUCACGCGCCUCGCCAACACUUUCCGCCAGGUGCCCCGCUUCCACUGGGUCGUGGUGGAGGACGCGGGAGCUCGCACCGAGCUCGUGGCGCGCUUCCUCGCGCGCUGCGGCGUGCCCUAUACGCACCUGAACGCGCUCACGCCGCGCCGCUUCAAGCGCACCGGCAUGCCGCGCGCCACCGAGCAGAGGAACGCGGCGCUGGGCUGGCUGCGCACGCACCGAGACACGCGCGAGCCCGGAGUGGUGUUUUUCGCCGAUGAUGACAACACGUACAGCCUCGAGCUGUUUGAAGAGAUGCGGUCGACCAGGGGUGUGUCCGUGUGGCCGGUGGGACUGGUGGGAGGCCGGAGGUACGAGCGCCCUGUUGUAGAAAAUGGAAAAGUGGUUGGCUGGUACACAGGCUGGAGGGCUGACAGACCUUUUGCCAUUGAUAUGGCAGGUUUUGCAGUAAACCUGCAGGUGAUACUGGCUAACCCAAGAGCACUUUUCAAGAGGAGAGGAGCCAAACCAGGGAUGCAGGAGUCGGACUUCCUUAAACAGAUCACAAAGUUGGAGGAACUGGAGCCAAAAGCUAGGAACUGCACCCAGGUUCUGGUGUGGCACACCCGCACAGAGAAGGUCAACCUGGGCAACGAGCCCAAGCGGCAUCAGGACUCUGUAAUGAUUGAGGUCUAGUGGACACACGACUGCAGAGGUGAGAGCACACGCGGUCCAUCAGCGGCCUGGACAGAGCGCCCGUCAUCCCUGGCACUUGCCCUAUUAGUGUCCACCUCUGAACCGAUCGCCUGCUGAGCAAUGCUGGAAGCCCAGCAUGAAGUCAAGGAUUGCUCUCGUUCUCUCGUCCAAUCCAGUCUGUUCAUCUCUAAUCAGCCCAUUUCUGAGCCUUUUUCUGGCUGCCUAAAUGGACCGUGCAUCACUCCAUUGACAAAAAUAUCCCUUCCCAUUCAGACAGCACUCUUCACAGCUCCACAGCUCUACAGCUCUAAACCCACAUGAAUGGAUACGGCUCUCUUCAGCAGAAGCCAGGCGACUUUUUGGUGGGAAAGAGUCUGGGCUGUUUGGGAUAUUUGGAUCGACAUCAAGUGAAAGAAAAAGACUGAUAAUUCAAUGACUGAGAAAGACAAAAAAAAAUGUACAUGGAUAAGAUGCAGCUGGAAGAACUUGCUGGAGAUCUGCUGAGGUUCAGCUUGUCCAAGAAGUAGGAAGAACACUGCAGAGGAACUUUGUUGCUGUUUUGGGCUGCCGUGCUCAAAACAGGCUUUCUUACUGAAAUGUAUGUUGCUAUAAAUUAGGGAUGCAAAGAAAUGAAAAUAUUUGGCUGCAAUGGAAACCAAACUACUAACAGAUAAUAUGAGCUCAGCUACAUUUUACAAUCCUAGAUCCAUACAGGCUGUUAAUUUCAGCUGGAAGUGUUGAAGUGUGCCUCCACUGAUGAAAGAAAAACAAAAACUAACAUUAGAGGAGGAAACAAUGUAAUAUAACUUCAAAUUUGGCAUAAAUGAUUAGCUAAAUAAUAACUAAAGGUCUUUUUAUUCCCAUUUUCUGCCAAAUAUUUUCAGCUGCCAAAUAUUCGUUGCAUCCCUACUAUGAAUGUGUAUGUGAGAUUAGAACAAAAGAAUAAUAGAAGAGAUCCAGAGCAAGCACAGUGACCUGUGUCCACUGCACACAGGACUCAGCACUAGACAAGAAAAGCUUUGGAUUACAACUGUCUUUAUUCCAAACGACCCUCUUUAAAAAGCAAAAAUUGGGAAAAAGAGAAAAAAACAAACAAAAACAAAACAGCAUAAAAUGAGAACUUUACAAUAAAAGAGGCAUUAGACAAAAACGAUCACACAAUAGUUAAUGGCUAUUCACUGUUUAAUGCACGGAAAUUACAUUUUUUUUCCUCUGUACUAGGCACCAGAAAAAUGUAAACACAUUGUAGAAAUAAACCUGGAUGACGAGG
Messenger RNA from Astyanax mexicanus (Mexican tetra), 2731 nucleotides. It is a transcript of the gene b3gat2, whose product is annotated as beta-1,3-glucuronyltransferase 2 (glucuronosyltransferase S). Lineage: Eukaryota; Metazoa; Chordata; Actinopteri; Characiformes; Acestrorhamphidae. The transcript is spliced from 4 exons. Gene Ontology annotation, molecular function: galactosylgalactosylxylosylprotein 3-beta-glucuronosyltransferase activity. The coding region runs from base 517 to 1461 and encodes 314 amino acids. Gene Ontology annotation, cellular component: Golgi membrane. Gene Ontology annotation, biological process: carbohydrate metabolic process; chondroitin sulfate proteoglycan biosynthetic process. The record is from RefSeq and is a predicted model, not a curated record.